CAUAUGUCAUUAUUUGCUGUGUUCUUUCAUGAAUCAAAAACGGCAUCGCCACAUGCCACAGUUCAUUUUAUCUUGAUAUUUCAAAAAUUACAUAGAAUCAACAGAAAAUGAAACCUCUUAUGUUGCAAGGGCACGAACGUGCUAUCACCCAAAUUAAAUACAAUCGCGAAGGAGAUUUAUUAUUCUCCGCAGCAAAAGACUCUAAGCCAAAUGUGUGGUGGUCGCUGAAUGGGGAACGCCUUGGUACCUUUAAUGGACAUGGUGGUGUAGUUUGGUGUUUGGAUGUCGAUUGGCAGUCAAUUCACCUUAUCACCGGUGGUGGUGACAGUUCAUGCAGGUUGUGGGAUCUCGAGACUGGUAAAAACAUAGCAACAAUUAAAUCAAAUUCUUCUGUGAGAACCUGUAAUUUCAGCUUUAGUGCUAAUCAGGCCGCCUACACCACUGAUAAGGCUAUGGGUCAUCUCUGUGAAGUAUUCAUAAUUGAUACAAGAACUGUCGAUGACUCACUUUCAACUCAAGAUCCAAUUUUGAAGUGGGAAAUUACCGACUCGAAGGUCACAUCAAUGUUAUGGGGAUGCGGAGAUGAGACUAUCAUUACAGGUCAUGAAGCUGGUGAUCUUAUCCAGUGGGACUUAAGAACUGGCAAGAAAAUUCACUCCGUAAAAGAACAUACACACCAAAUCAAUGACAUGCAACUUUCUCGUGAUGGCACCAUGUUUAUUACUGCAUCAAAAGAUCAGACCGCAAAGCUUUUUGAUACAAACUCCUUGGAACUCCUUAAAGAAUACAAAACUGAGCGUCCGGUCAACUCAGCUGCUCUCAGCCCUAUUCUGGAUCAUGUUGUACUUGGUGGUGGUCAAGAUGCCAUGGAAGUAACUACCACAUCAACCAGGCAGGGCAAAUUCGACGCUCGUUUCUUCCAUUUAGUUUUUGAAGAAGAAUUUGGACGUGUCAAAGGACAUUUCGGACCGAUCAACAGUUUAGCAUUCCAUCCCGACGGUAAGAGUUAUGCAUCUGGAGGUGAAGACGGUUAUGUACGCGUACAGAGUUUUGAUCAGUCUUACUUCGAUUAUACCUUCGACUACAAUAGAGAUUAAACUUUAAAUAGACUCAAUUUAUUAACUGAAAACUGUUUGUCGAUUUUUACUGGAAAGUAUUGCAAAUAAAAUAACAAAUUUGUUUACUAGAUCAACGCAUUCUCAUACAAUUUCUCAUAAAAUAAAAAUAAAGUAUUUUAUCAAG
Messenger RNA from Melitaea cinxia (Glanville fritillary), 1242 nucleotides. RefSeq names its product eukaryotic translation initiation factor 3 subunit I (gene eIF3i). NCBI's taxonomy places the organism in Eukaryota, Metazoa, Arthropoda, Insecta, Lepidoptera, Nymphalidae. Bases 108 to 1097 code for a protein of 329 amino acids. The transcript is spliced from 5 exons. Gene Ontology annotation, cellular component: eukaryotic translation initiation factor 3 complex, eIF3m; cytoplasm. Gene Ontology annotation, molecular function: RNA binding; protein binding; translation initiation factor activity. Gene Ontology annotation, biological process: cytoplasmic translational initiation. The record is from RefSeq and is a predicted model, not a curated record.